UAUCAACUGACAACUUCCUGUUAUCAUGAAGGUCUUCCUAUAUCCAUGUUCCACUUCCGACAACAACUUAUGAAGUAAUAUGGCUGAGUUGAAUCGACAGUUACAAGACUACUUGGCGCAGUCAAAAGGUGCCAAAACGAUAUCUCAGUCCAGCUCCAGCACAACAAUAGACAUAGAUGAACCUGCGUCAGCUCCCGGGAGUUGGUUUGGGAGGUGGUCAAGUCCAAUUUCAUAUUCUAGCGGCCGCGGAUCUACGGGCCAAGGGACGAGCAGCGGAUUUUCCUGGCCAUGGUCUUCCGAACCGGACCCUUGUUUGCCGGGUAUGAGCCGGUCGCAGAGGCUCGUUGCUUUUGGGACUUGUAUUUUCUUUUCGGCAUUGUGCUUUGGACUCUCAGCCUUGUAUGCACCUUUACUCUUGCUGAAAGCGCGGAAGUUUGCGCUUCUUUGGUCUCUGGGCUCUCUUUUUGCUCUCCUCGGCGCAGCGAUACUACGAGGACCCAGCAAGCUCAUCGCGACACCGACGCCUGGCGCAGUUGUUUACCUCUGCUCUCUAGGUGGAACUCUCUACGCUGCUCUCAGUCUCCAUAGCACACUACUUACUGCACUGGGAGCGGCUUUUCAGAUUGCCGCGAUCGUGGGCUAUGUAGUCGCCUUGUUGCCUGGUGGAACCGCAGGGAUGCGAUUUGUUGGUGGAAUGGCAGUUUCGGCCAUCAAAAGAACUGUAACCGGCAAAACCAUGCCAAUCUGACCAAUUAUAUUUUGAAGUGGACUGUCUGACAAUGUAACGCCGUGCGCUCUUCUAUCGGAUGGUAGCCUACAUUGACACUCUCUUUAAUACCUACAUCAUAGGGUAAUAAAACCCUUUUCGAGGACCAUAGCCCGUUUUUCUCAUAGCAACUUUGUAACACUUGAGCUAUGUUUAGUGUUAACUUCGAUGCAGUCUUGUUUAUUAAAGGGACCAGGCUUUAAAAGAAGUCUUGUGACAGGCAUGUCAAACCUGCUUAACACCUGUGCAAGAACUGUAGAAACUGUGAUAGCGAUUUUUGGUGACAUUCCAGUAAACUAUUUAAGUGUAAGUGCACCCAAAAAAAUGUUUUUUUUUUCAGCUGUAAACUAAAUGAUAUGACUGAACUGUGAUGAAACACAAUGCUGGUGUUAAUAUUUUUAUU
Molecule: messenger RNA, 1169 nt
Organism: Clupea harengus (Atlantic herring)
Lineage: Eukaryota; Metazoa; Chordata; Actinopteri; Clupeiformes; Clupeidae
Gene: sft2d3
Product: SFT2 domain containing 3
Biological process (GO): vesicle-mediated transport
Cellular component (GO): membrane
Source: RefSeq, a predicted model, not a curated record